CAAUAGAAAAAUAGAAGAUAUAUUAUCAUCGACCAUACAACAUUAAUUAUUAAUAAAUUUUACAUAGAAAAUCGAAAACGACAUAUAAUUUGGAACAAAAAAAUUUCUCUAAAACGAUUUAUAUUAGAAAACGGAGGAAGUAUAUGUUUGUGUUUGUUUGUCAAGAAAUAAGAAACAAUGUUUUUUUUGGUAAACGAAGAGUACUAGGAGUCGAGUGUUUACUUGAAACAAUACACGUUCAGUUAAACACAACACACCCAGCCAAAAAAAAUCGAGCACAAAGUCAAACCAACACUUUGACCAAAUGUCUACAUGACACGUGUAUCUGUCUGCUACAUCAACAACAUCUUUAACCACACUGUCUCAUCAUUCCACCAUCUCCAUUUUAAUUUUUAUUGAAAAACAAAAAUAUCACCAAGACCAUAUCAAUAUCGAUUCUUCUUCUUCGAAAAAUAUAUUAUAAAAUAAAAAAUCCUCCACUAUAUAUAUACACACACACGUUCAAAUCAUUAGAUACAAACCAGAGAGAACAAAAAGAAAUGGGAAGAGGUAGAAGCUCAUCGUCUUCAUCAAUAGAGAGUAGCUGCAAAAGCAACCCAUUUGGUGGCUCUUCAAGUAAUACUCGGAACCUAAGCACGGACCUGAGGCUUGGACUCAGCUUUGGAUCAUCUUCCGGUCAAUAUUACAGCGGUGGAGAAAAUCAUGAAUAUGAAGUCGUUGCGGCUGAUCAUGAGAUGAUCAUGGAAGAAGAAGAAGAUCAAAACGAGUGUAAUAGUCUUGGAAGCUUCUACGUGAAGGUGAACAUGGAAGGAGUUCCUAUUGGAAGAAAGAUCGAUCUCUUUGCUCUUAAUGGAUACCAUGAUUUGAUCACAACUCUCGACUACAUGUUCAACGCUUCAAUUCUAUGGGCUGAAGAAGAAGAGAUGUGUAGCGAGAAGAGUCACGUGUUAACGUAUGCAGACAAGGAAGGUGACUGGAUGAUGGUAGGAGAUGUUCCUUGGGAAAUGUUCUUGUCUAGCGUGAGAAGACUAAAGAUCUCAAGAGCUUAUCACUACUGAUUUAAAAAGAAAAGCAAAGAUGGACUGUAGAAUUGACCAAUACAGUGGGUGAAAAAGUUAGUUUUGUAAUGAUGUAAAUCACUUGUCGAAGGUUUAUUCGAAGUUUUGUUUCUACUUGUAUUACGUAAUUUUAUUGUUCGGUUGUAACUUGUAAGGAGGAAAAAUUCAGACCCUUCUUAAGAAAUUUAUUUUUUGCUGUUUAUUAGUAUGAAAAAAUUGGUUGCAGAAAUUGCGUUACUAGUUUAUGAUUUGA
Molecule: messenger RNA, 1311 nt
Organism: Brassica rapa (field mustard)
Lineage: Eukaryota; Viridiplantae; Streptophyta; Magnoliopsida; Brassicales; Brassicaceae
Product: auxin-responsive protein IAA30
Biological process (GO): regulation of DNA-templated transcription
Cellular component (GO): nucleus
Source: RefSeq, a predicted model, not a curated record